This is a messenger RNA of Amaranthus tricolor (Joseph's coat), 1972 nucleotides long. RefSeq names its product probable aspartyl aminopeptidase. Gene Ontology annotation, biological process: proteolysis. The transcript has 11 exons. Gene Ontology annotation, molecular function: aminopeptidase activity; zinc ion binding. The coding region runs from base 148 to 1596 and encodes 482 amino acids. The record is from RefSeq and is a predicted model, not a curated record. Lineage: Eukaryota; Viridiplantae; Streptophyta; Magnoliopsida; Caryophyllales; Amaranthaceae.
AUACCCACUAAAUCAAUACAAGACCAACUCGAAGUUAGCAUUCAAAUUUUCUAAAAUAAAAGUGGUAGAGCACUUGAUUAAGGUAACACAAGAAAACAUAAAGAAUCGUGCGAAAACGCCGAGGAGUGAGAACAGAUAACCAUUAACAUGGAUGCUAGCUCAGUUGCUUCCGAUCUCAUUAAUUUUUUGAAUGCUUCUCCAACUGCUUUCCAUGCCGUUGAUGAAGCUAAGAGACGUUUGAAGGAAUCUGGGUAUGAACAGCUUUCUGAGAGACAAGAUUGGAGUUUGGAAGCUGGGAAAAAGUAUUUCUUCACUAGGAAUUAUUCUACCAUUGUUGCUUUUGCGAUUGGUAAAAAAUAUGUUGCUGGUAAUGGAUUUCAUAUAGUUGGCGCUCAUACCGACAGUCCUUGCCUGAAAUUGAAGCCGGUAUCAAAGGUAAGUAAAGCAGGAUAUCUGGAGGUUGGUGUCCAAACAUACGGAGGGGGAUUGUGGCAUACAUGGUUUGACCGGGAUUUGUCUGUGGCUGGACGUGUGGUGAUCAAACAACAAAUAGAUGGUUCUACUUCUUAUUCUCACCGGCUUGUCAGGAUUCAAAGUCCUAUUAUGCGAAUUCCUACUUUAGCAAUUCAUUUGGACAGGGGUGUCAAUGAUGGGUUUAAGCCAAAUACACAAAGUCAUCUUGCUCCCAUCUUGGCGACAUCGGUUAAGGAAGAGCUCAAUAAAGUUGAUGAAAAUGACUCUGUUGCAAAUGGCGCUCAAACUGAGACAAGAAAAUGUAAUGAUGACUCGAAGACCAAGAACCAGAAACAUCAUUCUCUUUUGCUGAAGUUACUAGCAGAGGAAAUCGGCUGUGAACCAGAUGAUAUUUGUGAUUUUGAGUUGCAAGCAUGUGAUACUCAACCAAGCAUUAUAGCUGGUGCUCUGAAGGAGUUUGUUUUCUCUGGAAGACUUGAUAAUCUGUGCAUGUCAUUUUGUUCUUUAAAGGCAUUAAUAGAUGCGACAUCCCAUGAGGGUAGUCUUGAUGAUGAAGUUGGUGUUAGAAUGGUGGCACUUUUUGAUCAUGAAGAAGUUGGAUCAAAUUCAGCUCAAGGAGCUGGGUCUCCUGUCAUGUUAGAUGCCAUCUCCAGAGUCACCCAUGCCUUCUGCUCUAACGUUAAGAUGCUUGAAAAGGUUGUGCAGAAAAGUUUCCUUGUUUCAGCCGAUAUGGCUCAUGCGCUGCACCCUAACUACACGGACAAGCAUGAGGAGAAUCACCAGCCCAAAAUGCAUGGGGGAUUGGUUAUCAAACAUAAUGCAAAUCAACGUUAUGCAACAAAUGCUGUAACCUCUUUUGUUUUCAGGGAGAUGGCUAAUAAACACCAACUUCCUAUUCAGGAUUUUGUGACGCGAAACGACAUGCCUUGCGGUUCCACAAUUGGUCCCAUCCUGGCUAGCGGUGUAGGAAUUCGCACAGUUGAUGUUGGUGCACCACAACUAUCAAUGCAUAGCAUUAGAGAAAUGUGUGCUGUUGAUGAUGUACUGCACGCUUAUAUGCAUUUCAAAGUCUUCUUCACAGAAUUCUCCGAGCUCGACUCAAAGAUAAUUGUUGAUGCAUAAGAAUUCAACCUCUUGGUAAACACAGUACUAUGUUGCUCCAUAAGAUGGGUUGGCGAUUGCUCCCUGGGAUUUGGUGGUGAAUUUCAAGUCUCCAUGCUCGAGUACUUCAGUGUUUUCUCUUAGUUCGUUGAUCAAUAAGCGCACCGAUGGUUGAUGUUUAAACUAUGUUAUUUUGCGCUUUUCUUGAACCGUGCUUGCUUCAGGCAUCAAUGUAAUAGAAUAGUUAUCGUCAACAUUGUGCUCUUAACUGAUGUCUUGAUGUCUAUUUGUGCCUAUUGUUCUUGGGUUGAUCAGCUAGAAGCACACAGUCACAGAUAUUAGCAUUCGAGUAUGAAAUUUGAUAAACUUAGUGAAUUGUGAUAACCCUUCAUUGCUA